GCCCUUUAAAACGCCUAAAUAUUCUUUAGAGUCAUGAUAAAAUGAAUUUCUAUAUAAAAAAUGCCUAUAAAGCCUAUAGAACUAUUCAUUACAUCAACUUACAAUCUAUAGCUCAAUAUAAAGCACGAGUAUUCUCAAGUUUGACAGAAACGAAUAAGAAAUGCGAGAAUUGCUUGAAAAAUAGCAAUUCUUGGGAUCUUAUAUGUUCUUCAUGUUUAUUUCUUAUGAAAUUACCUUCUUCUAUUCAUUUUUAUAAAUUUUUCCCCAAAUCUCUUAAAGAACCACCUCCAGAAGGUGACUUUCAUAUUGAUACAAAAGAAUUACAUAAAGAAUAUCUAGAAAUUCAAAAAAAAGUACAUCCAGAUAUUCAUGCAAAGAAUGGAGACCAGCAAAGAAUGCUCGCUGAAUCUAUAACAUCAACACUAAAUACAGCUUAUUCAACACUUGUGGAUCCUGUAUCUCGUGCACAUUAUUUACUUUCUUUUUACAAUAUUUCUAUCUUAAAUGAGGACAAAACUAAUCAAGAUACUACAUUUUUUUCAAAAAUUAUGGAAUUGAAUGAAGAAAUAGAGAAUUUAGAAACUCAAAAUGAUAUACAAUCUAUAGAAAAGAGAAUCAAUGGGGAAAUUCAAAAAGAAAUUAUGGAAAUAAGAUCUGGAUUUAAAAUAUUGGAUUUUGAAAUUAUUAAACAAGCAACUAUACGACUUAAAUACUGGAAUAAUAUUAAACAUACAUUGUAUCAAAAGAAUUCUUUAUAGUUUUCUUUUAUAAAUGACUCUUAAAUAUUUUUAAUAUUCUUUUAAA
Molecule: messenger RNA, 804 nt
Organism: Pneumocystis carinii B80
Lineage: Eukaryota; Fungi; Ascomycota; Pneumocystomycetes; Pneumocystales; Pneumocystaceae
Product: Fe-S protein assembly co-chaperone HscB
Exons: 3
Coding region: 42-758 (238 amino acids)
Biological process (GO): [2Fe-2S] cluster assembly; protein complex oligomerization
Cellular component (GO): mitochondrion
Molecular function (GO): ATPase activator activity; protein-folding chaperone binding
Source: RefSeq, a predicted model, not a curated record